Messenger RNA from Drosophila albomicans, 1206 nucleotides. RefSeq names its product nuclear receptor coactivator 5 (gene Neos). The transcript is spliced from 2 exons. The record is from RefSeq and is a predicted model, not a curated record. NCBI's taxonomy places the organism in Eukaryota, Metazoa, Arthropoda, Insecta, Diptera, Drosophilidae. The coding region runs from base 76 to 1206 and encodes 376 amino acids. Gene Ontology annotation, molecular function: RNA binding.
ACGAUACUUAUCAGUUGUUUACGUAUUUUUUUGUGCUUCUCGGCUGCUUAAUACAAAGUUGUUGUACUUAUUUAAAUGGCAGCUCAGAGUGAUCCGGCUACACCCGGUUAUAACAUUGCUCAAGAUCCAGCAUUGAUAAAGAAUCGUGUUUACUUCGGCAAUCUACCGCGAUGUACACGCAAGGAACUUGAGAGCAUUUGUCAUUCAUACGGAACAGUUUUGGGUUCGUUGGUGCAAAAGAAUUUUGGUUUUGUACAAUUCGAAGACGAGGAGACAGCCAAUAAAUGUGCGGAGGCUCUCAACAAAUCCACAUUUAAAUCGAAAACAUUAAUUGUACGCAACGCCAGUCAAAAACCAAAAGCGCCGGUGGCCAACCAAGCAAUUGGCAAUAAUUUGAAUACAGUCGGUGACAUCGGAGCUGGACAAGUUCCCAUGGCUGUGCAAGGUGGCAUAAUGAUGUCAGCGGCUGCUGCAGCAACUGCGGUGCCCAUCAAUGACUGCGAGAUCAUUGUGGUCAAUCGGGAGAAUACCAAAUAUGCGGAAUUCAUUGAAGAACGCUUGACGUUGGCGGGCAUGCGUGUGGAUGUCCUCUUCCCCAACGAGGAUGUGAUGCUGGGCCAAGUGCUCAGCAACAUCUCCGCCCGCGGUUGCCUCUAUGCGGUGAGGGUAACGCCUCAAAAUGAGCUCCACAAAAGCCUUACGGUAAACAUUCUGUACGGUGUGCCCGCCGAGCACCGCAAUAUGCCGCUGGAAGACGCUAUUCAACUGAUAGCCAGUGAUUUUCGUAUGAAGAAGCAACGUGAUGCUGCCGCCAGUAGCAACGCACCACGACAUCCCGAGUCCAUGCAGAAACUCAUUGAAAUGCUGGCGAAUUGUCGCCCAUUAACGGGUUUGCAAUACGAAUGCAUCAUCAAGUAUCUGCAGGAGCAGCAUGAGUUGCAGCUGAGACGGGAAUUGGGCGAUGCAAAGGCUCGCCUGGUCAAGCAUCAGGAGACCGAUCCCGAAAUGGAGCUACAAAAGAAGAUACUCAGUAUUUUGAAUAAACCGGCUGUGACCGAAAUCAACAACGAUCUCAUGUACAACAGCUUCGAGGACGCCAAGGCCGAUGUGCGUCUUAUGGAAUUGUUGAGCGAUAAUCGCGUGUUGAAGGCGCUGGAAAGCAUUUACAACCCAGAACUUGUGGAAACCAUUUCACAAUAUCUUUAG